ACUCACCAAUCCUCCUGUGUGCGGCAGGCGGCAGUCGACGGUUAACCCAACUCACAUGGCGCUGUUUACUGCUUGUUUGUUUUGAAUGAAUCAAGACUGUCAAAGUUAAGUUUCGCAAAAUGGGACACUACUUGCGGUGCGGACUACAAUGUCGCCUUCCGAAGUUUAUUUUCGAAUCAAGUAAAAGUGAACUUCUUAGGUGUAGAAACCCAUUUCUAAGAGUACUUGUUAACAAUAGUUCCAGUCAGAAGGAUUUCCACUCAGAGAACUCACCCGUAACAUCAAUAAAAACUGAUGAAAAUCUUCCUCCUGACUACUCCAAAUUUCAGGACGAGAGGAAAAUAUCUUUGCCAAAGUCCACUGUUAUUGCAGAGGAUUACUCAACAAUCCCUCAAGAUGAUCCAGAUAAUUUUGGGACACUUACUAAAUCUAACAAUGACAUCCUAAGUGUCCAAGAAGGCUCUGAAGAGGACAAAGCAGAAGACAAGUUUAUUUCUGAGCUACCUAACUAUUACCCCCAGAAGACUUAUGCCAAUAUGAUUAAAAAAUAUUUACGCCAAAGACGGUUCCAAGAUGCCGUGGAUGUUCUUAUGGUAACAAUGUUAAAGGAACACAGAGUAAAACCGGAAUAUUACAUCUAUUCUAUUCUCAUAUCGUACUGUGGUCUGACAGGCUAUUCCAAAAUGGCAUUCAAAUUGUACAAUGAUAUGAAAAGAAGAGGAUUGCCUGUUAAAGAUAGUGUUUACACAUCUCUAUUUAAUUCAUAUGCAAAUAGUCCAUAUCCAUCUGAUGGACUUCAGCGAACUAGACAUCUUUUCACUCUCCUGACGGAGAAAGGUAUUAACAUAAAUCAAAUUACUUGCCAUGCAAUCUUAAAAGCCUUUGCAAGAUGCGGAUCAAUUGAGGAAGCUUUUAAACUUGUUGACUACAUGAUGAGCAAAAAGAUGACUAUCAACAAAGAGACAAUGAGCUUUCUCUUCCAAGCUUGUAUUUCUGAUAAAGAUGCUGGCUUCCGGCAUGCCCUGCUGGUCUACAGGAAAAUGAUGCAGUACCGUAUGAAACCAGAUGUUUUUCAAUUCAACCUUUUGUUACGUUGUGUCAGGGAUUGUGGACUGGGAGAUAUUGUUUCCACUAUCGAUGUAUUUCAAAGAUUGGGUGUUGAAAAUGUGGAUAAGCUUAACACAUUACAGGGCGGUGAAACAUUAAGUGAUGGAUACCCAUGGGAGGAAGAUCCGGAAUUUUGUGCAAUGAAUGUUGCUGGAUCCAAGACAAAUUCAGAACUACAAAAUAAGACAUCUGAUUUGCCUGAAAUCUCUUCUCCUAAAGAACUGCUACCGGAUCUCUUGUCUCAGAAACCCACUCUUGGUUGUGUAGUUAGUUUAAUGCAGAUUGAAAAACCACAAGACAGACUAUUCCUCCUUGGUGGUGUUGAGAGAUUUAUGAGAGAAAUGGACUUACAUGAAGCCAAGCCAGAUAUUAAAACAUUUAAUCUUAUGUUAGAAUGUAUUCCUCAAACAGUGGUAGCAGAGCAGACUCUUCUUAAAUUAAUCACCAAAGGAGGAUUGAAAGUUGAUCUUCUUUUUUUCAAUACUCUAAUAAGGCGCAGAGUUUAUAGGCGACAGUAUGAUGAAGCUAAGGAUGUUUUACCUCUGAUAGCAUCUCAUGGCUUCCAGCCAGAUUUAAUGACCUACACGAAUUUAGCAAUGACCUGUAGGCAAAAAAAAGAUGCUUAUGAGUUGCUGAAAGCCAUGGAUCAAACUGGUGUACGACCUGGUGUAGAAUUUAUCACUGCCAUGUUCGGUUGUGCUACUAGUACAUACAACAUGAGCUAUAUAAAUUUGGUACUUGAUGUCAUUGAUUAUGAAGAGAUCAAAGUAAAUAAAUACUUCAUCAAGAAAGCUGAAGAUUUUUAUGAGAAAUGUUUGAGAGUACUGAAGGCAAGACCCGAAAAGUUCCGGCCUGAAACACUUGUUGCUAUUAACAAUUUUUGUAGUAAAUAUCCAGAAUGGAAGAAACAUGUUGAAGUAGAGAAAGAUGAACAUCCAUGGCAGCACCUUAGGGAUAAACAUCCUCCAGAUUCCAAAACUGAUGAAGAAUUUUUUAGUGAGCAUGUUGAAAAUUAUACUCCGUAUGAGCGUACAUUCUCUCGCUUAGGGCCAACUACAUCGCCAAAAGUCCGUCUAGAAAAGUUAAAGAAGUUGAAGCAGGAAGAUCCAGGAAGAUUUAAGAAAAAAUGGAGAAAGAAAUCAAGUAUAGAUCAGCUUGAAGGUAUUCCUUGUAUUACAUACCAAAAAAUCCAGCCAAAAUAGUCUGGUAAAUAAUAUGUUGAUAUGAAGUUUUUGUUUGAAGGAGAUUUGAUUAAUAGCAAAUAAAAUUUAUAUGAAAUAACCAGAAAACUUUUUAAGUAUUAAAGGAUAAGUAAAUAAUUUCAGGUUUAUGUUGUAUAAGGUGGUUUUAAUCAUGAUAAAGCUUUUAACAAAUACAUGUACACAGUUACACCUGGGUGUUGUGAA
Frankliniella occidentalis (western flower thrips) is the source of this 2513-nucleotide messenger RNA. Its product is annotated as pentatricopeptide repeat-containing protein 1, mitochondrial. The coding region runs from base 120 to 2309 and encodes 729 amino acids. The transcript has 13 exons. Gene Ontology annotation, cellular component: mitochondrial matrix. Lineage: Eukaryota; Metazoa; Arthropoda; Insecta; Thysanoptera; Thripidae. Gene Ontology annotation, biological process: tRNA 3'-end processing. The record is from RefSeq and is a predicted model, not a curated record. Gene Ontology annotation, molecular function: protein binding; tRNA binding.